CGCUCGUGAACUUAAAAGCUUUUAGUACGGGGCGUAGUGAGGGGACAACUUUGCGAACAGUCGUUUUCCUCCAACCAAACUACCACGAGAGAGACGAGAGAGAAGAAGGACUUUAAUUUGUUUCCCCCGCAUCAACCGGAGUGACUUCCACUCAGUUUUUCAGGGCAUUUUGUGAGGACUCUUCGUGCUGGAGCUGGAAGGUGGCUUCCUGUAGACCCAUUUACGGGAAAUAAAAUCUUCGCAAAAAGCAGAGAGAAUUGCAACUCACCCCACUGACAUCACAUCAGAGGCUGCAAGAAAAAACAAAAUGGCUCAAAGAUCCCGCAUUCCUUUGAUGCUUCUUGCAUUAUGCUGCCUGACGUCAGCAGGGCCAUUGCUUCGCAGUCCAUGUGAGCUGCUGCCGGUCGGGACUGGACACCCUGUGCAGGCCAUCCUGAAGAGCUUCACCGCCAUGUCAGGCUGUGCAAGCAAAGGCACCAUGAGUCUGUCUCAGGAGGUCCACGUCAUUAACCUGAGAGGACAUGCUGCAGAGGGCCCAGACAGCACUCCUGCAAGAGUUGAGCUGCAUCUCAAGCCCAUCCAGUCUGUGCGCCAGCACCAGAAGCGCUUGGUCUUUGUGCUUAACUCCCCCCAACCUGUGAUAUGGAAUGUUAAGGCAGAGAACCUGGCUCUGCGCAUCCAUCAUACCUUUCAUGUAUCACUGGGCUCAGAGGUCCACUUUAAACAGGAAAACUUCUCCCUGAACACUCAGAUCCAGAAGGAAAGCCUUCCCCAAGGCAACGAGCAUCUCCUCAACUGGGCCCUGAAGAAGUACAGGGCAGUCACCUCUUUCUCUGAGCUUAGGAUGACUCAAGCCAUCUACAUCAAAGUUGGAGAAGACUCGGUGUUUUCUGACACUUGCAAGAUUGACACCAGGUUCUUGUCUCUGAACUACCUGGGCAGCUAUGAGGAGCCACAGACGUCAAAGGGUUGCAUCCUGUCUGUGCCUAACAGAGAAGUACACAUCAUUGAGCUGCAAGCCCCGAACUCCAGCAGUGCUUUCCAGGUGGAUGUCAUUGUGGAUAUAAGGCCUCUGAAGGACGACGACUCGGUAGUGCGAGAUGUCAUCUUGGUGCUCAGAUGUGCAAAGUCUGUCCACUGGGUUGUCAAAGCCCACAAUGUGCAGGGAAAUCUGGAGGUUGUGGCUUCUGAUACAGUGACCAUUAACUCGCAGAUGGUAGAGACGACAUCCUCCAGACAGCCUUUGCCAUCAGGAUCACAAGCCUUGAUCAAGUGGGCAGUAGAUAACGGCUACAGUCCAGUCACCUCUUAUACCAGCACCCCUAUGGCAAACCAUUUCAACAUCCGACUGCGAGAACAAGAUGUAUCGGAUCAUCUGGAGAGCAGAUUGCCUCCAGAGCUGUUUGACCUGCGUCAUGUCAGCACUCUGCCAGAAAAAGGACAUGCGGCACCUCGCUCCAGUCUGCCCUUUCCAUUUCCUGAACACUUGCCUGUCAAUUUAAACUAUGACGACGAAGAACCUGUUGAGGAUAAAAACUUUUUGGAUGUUGAAUUCAGCGUUCAAUGUGAGGAAAAGCGGAUGGUCAUCAGCAUUGACAGAAAGAGCCUGGAGGCGAAAGGAUUUGCUAAUGCCAACCUCAUGCUGAAAAACCCAGAAUGCAAAGCAAAAGUCAAUGCAACCCACUACACACUGGAGACAUCUCGGACUGGAUGUGGCACCAUUGUGUUUCCUAUGCAUAAUAGUCCAGAUGUCCUUCAUAUCAACUCUGUGACGGUGAUUUCGGACGAGGCGCAGGCUGAUGACAAUCCGGACUCCACCUGGUUCCCCAGACCUGGGGGACCAGGUGGAUUUGGUCCACAAGCUGAACCAAAUCCACCAGCUCCUUUGAUAAACUUCAACUGCACAUACAGAGAAUCCAAGAAGGUCCCUAAUCCUGGACCUGAAGUUGGGUCAAUUCCGGUUCUGAGCAGACAGCCAGUCAACAGCAUAAGUUUUGAGAUGGAGCUGUACUACACUCAGUCUUUCAACGAUUUUCCGCAACAAGGCGUCUUCAGAGUUUCUGACCAAAUGGAAGUGUUUGUGCAGAUCACGUCAACAGCAUCGGACCCGGACAUUGGACUCACUCUCACCUCAUGCUUCAUCUCCCCCCAGUCCAGCCCCACAGUGUCCUCUGACUACAAGCUUAUUGAGACAGUCUGUGCUGAGGAUGACUCACUUAAAUGGAUCCAGAACCCUCAGAAGCACUUGUUUUUUUAUGGAAAGAUGGGGGAAUCUUUUAGCUUCACCUUCAACUCCAAAAAACUGAACACAGCAGUUAUUUUUCUGCACUGUGAGGUGUCGCUGUGUUCAGAGGAUUCUCAGAGGAACCAGGAACUACCACAGUGCCUGGACCCCAGAAACAACUGUACUUCUCUGACUGGGGAGACAAUCUUUGCAUUGAUGAGCAACAAAAGGUUUUUGAUGAAGCCGAUGGCUGUGGUUGAUAACAGUGAGUCUCAAGAUUACUCUUCAAAUACAUCAGAACCUGAAGAAGAUGAGAUGUUUCUCUUGGACACCACCACGGUGGUAUUGAUCGCCUUCGCUGCCUUUGUUAUUGGGGCUCUGCUGACUGGGGCCCUGUGGUUUAUCUACACACACACAGGUGGGACCGCCAGAGCGCAGCCCGUUCAGAAACCGCAGCCCGUCUCGGAGAACAGCAGCGCGGCCCACAGCAUAGGUAGCACCCAGAGCACACCGUGCUCCAGCAGCAGCACGGCGUAACUCGGGACGCCGCGCCGACUACAGUACCUUCACGCUAACCGGUUUGUUGGUCUUCUAAAGCGUGAGACAGAUGACAAACAGAAAAACCACCGACAAAUGUGCUGUCAUGAUUCUGAGAUGCAUCUCAGCACAAAAAAGAAAAAAAGUUCUGUUUAGAUUUUUUUUUUUAAUUCUUUCAAAUCCAAAUGCUGCUCUUCUGGUCACAGUUAAGCCUUUUUUUGUUUUGUCCUUAAAUGGUUUGAAUUCAGUCGCUUUGCUCCAUCGGUGAUUGAACACAGCAAGAUUUGCAGAGGUUAGAUAGUGAUAUGUUGAUGGCUGGACCGUAAACACAUUACUUUAACACACGCAACCUAGAAAGUAGCACAGGAGCAACACAACCACUAUUAGAAAGAGGACAAAAGUGCAGUAUGAACUUGUCUGUCAUUAUCCUGAUGAAGAGAGACAAUGGAUGUGUUGAAUGUAUGAGAGAAGAACAAGCACCAGCAAAUGUGAAAGAAUAAUGUGAAAGAUCUGCAGGUAGACCUCCAUAUUUAAGAAAAAAGAAGACAUUUCUUUAUUUUAGAUUAAAGUGCAAACAGUAGAUAACAAUACAUUAGAGCGGCUCAAUAGAUGCAAGUUUAAAACGGCCACGUUUUCAGAGUUGAAGCAUACUAAUUUGCUGAAGUUAAAGGAAAAGACUGAUACUUGUUUUGUGUCUGAGUGUGACUAGCCUGGCUUCAUCAAAUCAGCUCGAAUCAAUCAGUCAAUUUUAUUUAGCUGGAAACGGUUGGUGUAGGUUGGAAGAAAUCAUCAGAAUCUGACCUGAGGUUUUAAUUCAGUUCAGGUUAUUCACAAUACAUGUAGUCUUGCAAGACAAUUUAUUAAAAAAUAACAAGCAAUUUAUAUAGAGAAAUAAGUGGCGCCCCCAAGGGGAGGGCUACUUGAAAGAGAAUUGUGUUCAGGCUGGUGUACAUGGUAAAUGGAAUAUAGCGAUUUAUCACAUCAUUUACAUGGUCAUCUUCUUCAAUCACAACAUAUAUGGAUAAAAAAUAAAUGCAUAUAUACAGCUCUGGAAAAAAUUAAGAGACCACUGCACUGAAUGACAUUGAAAACUUCCUGGUUAUUCCACUAGAUAUUGAUUUCUGAACUAUUCCUGAGUUAAAACAUUAGUAUUGUUGAUUCUAAAUAGUUAUAAACUUGAUGUUUUUUUUUUUUUUUUGCAUUAUUUCAGGUCUAAAAUCACAGCAUCUUUCUUCCAUUAUUUUGACCAUUUCUCAUUUUCAUCCAGCAAAUACUAAGUAUUUGCUUGGAAUUUCAGAGACGUGUUGUCAGUAGUUCAUAGAAUAAAAGAACAAUGUUCAUUGUACUUUUUACUCAAACAUAUAAACAGUAAAAUCAGAGAAACUGAUCAUUGUUUAUUGGUCUCUUAAUUUUUAUAUAUAAAAAAUUAAGAGAUAAAUAAACAGGUCAUUCACAUACAUUACAUUCCAAUAGGUAUCUUAAGUUAUCAUCUGCAGUUUAAAUUCCUUUGAAAAUGUUUUAAACUCAGUAUUUCACAUUACAUCUUCCACUGAGUCCAGCCAUUACAAGACAUUCUCUUGUUUGCAUUACUAUCCUUCAGACACAAGAGAGGUCUCAGUCUUCUUCUCAGCUGUCUUUUUUUUUUUAUAUCUCCUGAAGUGUUGGUGUACGGUUCUGGUCAGAAGUUUUUAUACACUUAUUAAAAUGAAUUUUCUUAUAAUUUGGGGAUUUAAAUUAUGUAUUUCAACUAUAUUUUUUGAUGACUGUUAAAAUCUUAAACGACCUCAACUGUGAACAACACAACAGUCUCAAAUAUACAUCGCCACAAAUCCUUGGAGAAGUGUUUGCUAGCUGGGAGGAUUCUGGCUGCAUAUUUGAGCAUGUAAUGUUUUAUAAAAAAACAAAACAAAAACUGUCUAUUAUUUUUAGAUUGUCAUAUCCAAAUUAAGUCAGCAUUCGUGCUUAUGGUGAGCGUAUGCAAACUUCUGUCCAAACUGUCGAUUUGUAUUUUUAUGUGAAUAAUUGUAAAUAGGCAAAUGUGUUUCGAGGGAAGCACAUGUGCAAACUUCUCUUUUCUGCUUUAUCUGUGCCAGUCCCUUCUUUUAUAACCUGAGGAAUCUCAUCUACCGUGUUGACUGAUUGACUGACAGCAUUAACGACGGCCAUAUUUAAAGAACAACCCAGCGAUCACAGUUAGCCUUCGUUUGCUAAGGUCUUGCUGUCUGUCCUUUCAGCAGGCAGCAUAUUGUCACAGGAGUAGAAAGGCAUCAGAGGAUAAAACGGAGUAGCGCUCCCUGUUUGUAAUCUUUAUCAGACAAAACAUGAGGCAUUUUUCCAUGGUUUGCAGACACCAGACGGUUAGUGUUUGGAGUUCCUUAUCCCACUUGGUUUUGUGUAAAUCUUGGCACUCAGUGUGUUGUAUAAGCUGUAGCCAAAGUUCUUUGUUUCACAUAUAUUUUCCUCAACAUCGUAAGCUCCCCACCGCUUUAUAAGUAUAUGAAUGUUUUCUGUGUGUGUGUGGGUGUGUGUGUGUGUGUGUGUGUGUGUGUGUGUGUGUGUGUGUGUGUGUGUGUG
Molecule: messenger RNA, 5335 nt
Organism: Poeciliopsis prolifica (blackstripe livebearer)
Lineage: Eukaryota; Metazoa; Chordata; Actinopteri; Cyprinodontiformes; Poeciliidae
Gene: tgfbr3
Product: transforming growth factor, beta receptor III
Exons: 17
Coding region: 308-2761 (817 amino acids)
Source: RefSeq, a predicted model, not a curated record